This is a messenger RNA of Numida meleagris (helmeted guineafowl), 5436 nucleotides long. It is a transcript of the gene OSBPL10, whose product is annotated as oxysterol binding protein like 10. The record is from RefSeq and is a predicted model, not a curated record. NCBI's taxonomy places the organism in Eukaryota, Metazoa, Chordata, Aves, Galliformes, Numididae. The transcript has 12 exons. Gene Ontology annotation, molecular function: cholesterol binding. The coding region runs from base 132 to 2450 and encodes 772 amino acids. Gene Ontology annotation, cellular component: intracellular membrane-bounded organelle; membrane; cytosol.
GAGGGGCGGCCCGGCCCCUUCUCCCCCGGGCGCCGCCCCUCUCUCUCGGCGCCGCCCGUGAGUCAGGGCUUUGCCGGGCACUGGCGGCGGCCGCGGCCGGAGCGGGCUCGCACCCUCCGCCGCGGGGCUCCAUGGAGAAGGCGGCGGCGAGCGAGGGCGGCGGCAGCAACAGCAGCAGCCGCAGCAGCAGCCGUCCCACGUCGGCGGGCUCCUCUCCCUCGUCCUCCUCCGCCGGCCGCGGGCUGCCGGGCCGGGCGGCGGCGGCGGCCGCGGGGAGGCUGGAUGGAGGCGGGGGGCCCGGCGGGGGCAGCAGCAGCCCCGGCUCGGCGGCGGCCAGCCCGGGGGGCGCGCAGGCGCCGGGCGGCGGCGGGAGGCGGCGGGAGCCGGUGCUGGAAGGGACGCUGAGCAAAUACACCAACCUCCUGCAGGGCUGGCAGAGCAGGUACUUUGUGCUGGACUUUGAGACGGGAAUUCUGCAGUAUUUCGUGAAUGAACAAAGUAAAACCCAGAAGCCUCGAGGAACCUUGUCAUUAGCUGGAGCUAUAAUAUCACCCAGUGAUGAAGUACCGCACAUGUUGGUGGUCUACUCUGCUAAUGGAGAGAUAUUUAAGUUGAGAGCUGCUGAUGCGAAGGAGAAACAGUACUGGAUCAAUCAGCUUCGAUCCUGUGCCAAACAUCACAAGGAAGGUAAUUCAAAGAGCAUUUCAUCCUCCCGAAGUAGAAGCUCGUCUCUGCUGCCACCUGGGACAGUUAAUUCUCCUAGUGGCCAAAAACAUCUGAAUCAAAGUGGGCCAACUGUUGUUACCAUCACACACCACAAAUCACCUGCAGCUGCUCGAAGAGCUAAGAGCCAGCGUUCUGGCCAACUCCAUGAAGUCAGAGAGAUGAUGAGCCAAGUUGAGGGACAACAGAAGAAUCUUGUACAAGCCAUUGAAGCUCUCCCAAGUUCUGGCCCCCUUUCUGCCUUGGAUCAGGACUUGCUGCUUUUAAAAGCUACCUCUGCUGCCACCCUGAGCUGCCUUGGAGAAUGCCUGACUCUGUUACAGCAAAGCAUGCAUCAAGUGGGCCAGCACCAUAACAGGACACUAUCAUCAGAUGGUAUCCUGGGAUGGUCUGGGCCCAAGUCACAUUCCUCAGAGCAACUGAAAAAUGGUGCCCUCAGCUCCUUAUCAUCUGCUAGUGCCAACAUUACAUGGGCCAUAGUUCCAUCUGCAGCUCAAGAUGGGCAGACACUACAGCCAGGUACUGAGCAUUCAGCAUCUGAGUUGAUCCUAGUUGAAGAUGAAGCGACAGAUACAGAAGAUAAUGAAGAGGAAGAUUUAGGAGUCAUGGAUGAUCAACGUAGUGUAAUUCUCCAUCUCAUCUCUCAGCUCAAACUUGGCAUGGACCUUACCAGGGUAGUGCUUCCAACAUUUAUUUUGGAGAAAAGAUCCCUGCUGGAGAUGUAUGCAAAUUUCAUGGCCCAUCCAGACCUGUUUUUGUCAAUUGCAGCUGGAGCCACUCCUGAGGAAAGAAUUAUCUGCUUUGUGGAGUAUUAUCUCACAGCUUUUCAUGAAGGCCGAAAGGGAGCGGUUGCCAAGAAGCCCUAUAACCCUAUAAUUGGUGAAACGUUUCAUUGCUCAUGGGAUGUGCCUAAAGAUAAAGUGAAACCAUUCAGAACUAACGGUGCCUCUGCGGUUUCUAAGGACCCUGCCAAGGAGUCUGGCCAGGACCAGUCCACGUGCUACAAGCUGAGGUUUGUGGCUGAACAAGUGUCCCACCAUCCACCGGUAUCUUGCUUUUACUGUGAGUGCAAGGAGAAGAAAAUGUGUGUGAACGCUCACGUAUGGACCAAAAGCAAGUUUAUGGGCAUGUCAAUAGGUGUUUCUAUGGUAGGUGAAGGUGUGCUGUACUUGCUGGAGCAUGAAGAAGAAUAUGUUUUCACGCUGCCCAGUGCCUACGCUCGCUCGAUACUUACUAUCCCGUGGGUGGAGCUCGGAGGCAAAGUCAACAUCAACUGUGCCAGGACUGGCUACUCUGCUACGGUCACAUUCCACACCAAGCCCUUCUACGGAGGGAAAGUCCACAGGGUUACAGCCGAAGUGAAACAUAAUCCCACUAAUACCAUUGUAUGCAAGGCACAGGGAGAAUGGAAUGGCACACUGGAAUUCACCUACAGCAAUGGAGAAACCAAAGUGAUUGACACUAGCAAACUGCCUGUUACCAAGAAGAAGAUCAGACCAAUAGCAAAACAAGGCCCGCUGGAAUCAAGGCACCUCUGGCAGCAUGUCACCAGUUCUCUGAAGGAAGGCAACAUCGAUGCGGCAACGGAACACAAGCACCACCUUGAAGAGAGACAGCGAGCGGAGGAGAGGCAGCGCGCAGCCCUUUCCACCCCAUGGAAGCCAAAAUAUUUUGCCAAAGAGGGAGAUGGUUGGCAAUACUUGAAUCCUCUCUGGAAGAGCCCUUGACAAGAUACAGGAGUUGUCUUAAACUUUACCUUAAAGGCAUUAUAAAGAUACAGUAUAUAACUUGUGAAAUGUCGCUGAGUAGGUCCCGUUAUCUGAAGAUACACAUGAGAAGCUAUAUACUGUGAACAGCGCAUCUCAAAUAACCACAAGCUCAAGGUGAUUCAGGAGCCAUUUGGUGUGUAUGGAUACACAGGCACACGCACGUGUACGAUAUACACACAUAUAGACACACAGUGUGCACGUGUGUUUGUGUGUGUAUUACUUACACUACACAUAAACAAAGUAUAAACACUAACGGUGAUUUAAAGACCUUAUCCUCUAAACGUUAGGGCACAGAACUCAGGCUGCCAUCAGCUGGGGUUCCCGAGUUGCGUGCUUGCAGGAUCAGGCCCUGUGCUAGUAUUUAAAAACCACUUUUUUAUUAGUACUGGUUAAGGUUUUCUAUUUUUCACUUUUGCCAAAAACGUUUUGCACUUGAAAUGUGACGUCCCUUAACGGCAGUCAUUCAGUCUCAGCAGUCACGGGGUAACUCACUUUGACGUACGAAUGAUGCAUUGACAGCGCUCCUUGGGAUGCUGAUUUGCGAGCAUGUUUCUGUCACUUGCGGUGUGAAUUUUCUGCUCCUACAAGAAGUAGCAAUACCUUCUCAAGAACGUUGUUCGCACUAACCCGGUGUGUCCUCACUGUUUUGUUUGUUCCUACUUCAGAAGUUUCACAGGUCUCUGGUUGCUCCUAGCCAGCUGCUUUUGGUCUUGCUAUGUGAUGUUCUUUGGCUGUUGUCAUGCCGAUGCGUUUGGUUACACGUUUUGCUAAAUCCCUCCUGGCAGGUAGAGCUGAGGUCUUCAAACUUACUUACUUGCCUCAGCUUUCCACCCCCCCAGUCUGUGUCUGAGGUGCCCCGGUUCACAGCCCUGCCUUUAAAAUCAAACUGCUGCCAAUGCGCUUGUGCAGAAAUGCCAGGCUGUGAGUUGGGUGCAGCUGGGGGGAGCCGCUGCCGCUGAGCCUCCCGAGCUGCCCCUCCCCACUGCUGCUGUGGAGUCAGAGCCCCUCAGUCCUCGGUCAGGCAGAGCUGUACCUUCAUUUCUUUCGCUUGUGGCCCAGGUGAUCGCUUUGAAUGGUUCCUCGUGGGAGGAGAUGAGAAGCCUUUUCAGACGAAUGAUUUUCUGAUGUUCAAGUAACGAUUUAUUAAAUUACUACACCGAAACAAGAACUUUAUUAAUGAAAUGAAUGAAAUGGGAUGUAACUUGUUUUGUAAAAUAAAAGAGUAAACAAUCCUGCAGCUUGAUCUUGCUUUGUAAGGUACCCACUGUGACACAAAGAAUGUGGAUUCUAUAAGUUUCUUAAAGCUUCACUGCUUUUCACCUUGUGUUUGCUACAAGUGCAGAUGUUUUUGAGAGGAGUGACAGCAAACAGAUGUAAGAUGUGCUGACUUCUGCUCGGUGCUGCUCUAACAGCACCCUGCGAAGAACCCCCGUUUCUCACACCCAGUAACGAGGGGCCCUGCCUUGCCGUAGUGCUGAUUAUGUUGCGCCUUUUGUCUGCUUUCUUGAUAGGAUGACUGUUGCUUUGCCCCUUCUACACUAAUACAUUUAGACGGAAGGAUCGCUUAUACGUGUUGUUGUGUGUUCUGCAUUUUGUAAUACUUUAUUUUUUGCUAGAUAUUAAAACCUGUUGAGCAACUCAAAGGCCAUACAGAGGCCUGUGUGCCAGGAGACAUUAGUUCACUGGACGUAACGUGAAUAGAUCUUUCCAUGCUGAACUUCAGAAUUCUGCGUAGUGAAGCACGGCCUCCUUUUCCUCCUGAACAUUAUUUGUCUGCUUGGAUGUACUUUUUUUUUUUUUGCACAUUAGAAAGAUUCACGUUAUGAGUGUCUUAAAUUCUAUUUUUUAAGAAAAGCGUGGACUGAAUGAGCUUAGUUUUAUAACUGACAAUUUUUUUAAAGAGAAAUAUCUUUUUUUUAGCUAUAGUCGAUGUUUCUCUGUAAUAGCACCGAAGUGAUGUGGUAAUCACUGGAUCCCACCACUAGGUAUCAUCAGGAAAAUGCAUUCCUGACCACCUGCCAGCAGUACGCCGUCACGGUUCCGCUCUUGUUUUAGAGGUCAGUCUGAUAGGUAACAAGAGGUAUCAGUGCAGUCUGUAGCACCAUCACAAAGACCACUCUAAAGGCAGAAUUAAACGCGCAGAACAUUUCCUCCCAGAACCCUGACUGUGGUGCACCAAAGAACAAGCCACACGCUGCUGAAGUAGCCAUUGGAAACCUCUUUGUGAGGUGCCCAGCCCCUGCCUGGGAAGAGUAGAGCUCCCACGGGUUUGAUGGCACGGCUGUCGCAGCUGCAGAGAUGCUGUAGUCAUUCUCUUAGGACAACAUUUGAAUAACUUUCUGCUUGUAAUUCAUUGAAGACUUUUUUUUUUUUUUUUUUUAUGUCUGCAUGGUUGGUUGGUUGUGCAUGCCAAGAACAUUCCACUUGUGCUCUGAUAAAUGUCUGGUUUGAUGCUGAGUCCCCUGAUGCCAUCACCGCUGCUUCUUUUCCAAAGUAACUCGGGAGAGACAAACAUUAAACAGUCUCUUACUUAAAGAUCCCAUCAGCAAGAGAUUCCAGAAUGAGAGUCAGAAGUGUCAUUUUAUUUUUCUCAUAGUUAUGUGUUCAGUAUAUUUUACAGGACCGAAAACUACGUAUUCCUAAGCCUUAUUCUGUAGGUUGUUCUGGUAGCUGUCCUGGACUUGCAAGUGAUUUGUUUUCCAUUUUAAGUAGCCAAUGUAUACACUCGGAAUUGUAAUGUAAUCCAUGUACUUCAGAUUUUUGUUGUGCACACCUGUAGAAAGCCUAUGCAACUUCUUUCUUUUCUCAAAUUAGAAAUGUUCAGAAAGAAAAUUUUUACCUUCAUCAUUUAAAAGAUGCUCUGGCAGACUCUUCCGAUUUGCCUUCCUUUCACGAUGUGUGAAGUUAAAAGUACAAUGCUCGUGAAUAAAAGAUGUUUCAUUUA